Mesocestoides corti is the source of this 2034-nucleotide messenger RNA. The record is from the annotation of a GenBank genome assembly. NCBI's taxonomy places the organism in Eukaryota, Metazoa, Platyhelminthes, Cestoda, Cyclophyllidea, Mesocestoididae.
AUGAGUCACCGUCGAAACUAUUUCCUUCCUCCAAGGUGGCUGAAAUGCCCUCGUGUCGGAAGUCUACUUGUUGAUUUAUUCAUACCGUUCAAAACUCCUCUUGAUUCUAAGUUUGCCGAUGUUAUUCCACCUGAUGAUAUUUUUGAUCCCGAAAGUCUGUUUGAUUAUGUCAGACCGUAUCGGCUGGGUCUUGUUUUCGACCUAACGAAAUCGACACGCUUUUAUCAUCGCAAAGAAAUCGAGAAUCAUGGCUGCACUUACUUGAAAAUAGCUUGCAAAGGCAAUGAGGAGUGUCCAACUGAGGAACAAGUUAAGCUCUUUACUGAUGUUGUUAGGAAGUUCGUGGCGGACGAUAAGAAUGUUGGAAAAAAAAUCGGGGUUCAUUGCACUCAUGGAUUUAAUCGAACAGGCUUCCUCAUUGUUUCUUACAUGGUUAAUGAAUGUUAUUACAGUCUGGAGCUCGCUUUAAAGCUAUUCGCCGAUGCACGCCCCCCUGGAAUCUACAAAGCGGACUACCUCAUGGAGCUUUAUAAACGAUUUGACGACCCAGCUGACUGCAUUCCUGCGCCUGAUCUUCCCGACUGGUGCCUUGGUGUGUUCAGCCAUAAACACCCAGACAGUCCAGGUGAAAAUGUCACCGACGCCACAGACGAGAGUAUUGUCUCAGUCCCCUCGAAAUCUGCCCGCCUCAGUGAAGAUGUCUCUCGACUCCCAGUUCCUCCUCCUGGCCAGCCGAAAUUUAUGAAUGGCGUGACUGGUGUGCGAAUUCUGGAUCAGAACGCAUUCGAAGCCCAUCACGUCCGUGCAAUUGUGGAUUACCUAAUCAAACUUGGAGGGAUUCAAGCAAGAAGAGAGGAGGAAGAAACAGCAACCCCCAGCGCCAUCGCUGAUGAUGUCUGCACAGAACCCAUUAACCUCGCACUAAACUUCGAUCCCAUGCUCCGCUUCCGUGGCAGCCAACCUGUUUCAAUGACACGUCAAAACGCCCGGCUCAUCGUGGACCAGCCCUACGCAGUAACAUACAAAUCAGACGGAACGCGCUACCUCAUGCUGGUACAUGGACCGGAAAAGGUCUAUUUAAUUGAUCGGGCAAAUUUCGUCUACAAAGUCGAUUGUCUUCAAUUUCCUACUGCCGGUUGGCUUCAAACAGCCCUACGAGCACAAAAAAAUGGGGAGAGGCCAAGCGACUUCAUGACUGAACCUGGCGCCCAUCUUGUUAAUACCCUGUUAGAUGGCGAAUUGGUAGCUUUUGAUAAUACUCCGGACAGGCCGUUCAAGUUUCUGAUUUUUGAUGCUGUGAUAAUUCAGGGAUACCCGUGUGGCAAGAGACCGUUUGAAAGUCGGCUCGAGUACAUUGAGAAGUAUGUUGUGCGACCAAGAAACGACGCGGGCCAUAAUCAGCUAGUUGACUUCUCCAAACAAACUUUUUCAGUGAGGAAGAAACCGUUUUUCCGAUUGGACCAUGUUGCGGAGGUUGGUCUCGUUCAUACACAAUUGCUUCAGUUACGACGCGAAGCUCUACAGCACAAGACAGAUGGUUUAGUUUUCCAGCCGGCGGGACCGAACGACUUCUAUGUGCUUGGCACCUGCAACGAGACGUUGAAGUGGAAGCCACCGGAAUUGAACACGAUCGACUUUCGUUGCAAGGUUUACCUGCACACGGCUCCAGGUGAAGUGAGCCGUUACGUUGGAGAAUUGUACCUGGGCGGCUCCCCCGUACCCAACGCUCAUCUUGUACACGUCACCUCCAAAGACAAGGCGUUGGACGGAAAGAUCGUCGAGUGCCAAGUCGACCGCGCCCUCGGGGGUUGGAGGGUGCUACGAAUUCGAACCGACAAGACCGACCCAAACCACUUAUCCGUUGGAAAGCUAAUUAUGGAAAGUAUCCUCUUCCCGGUAACGGCAGACGAUGUUAUCGUGCUAGUCAACAUGUGGCGACAUGCCUGUCUGCGUGAAAAGGAGGAGCGGAUGAAAAGAGAGGGAACUUACAGGGCACCUCACACAGGUGCCCCCAGUGGCGAUGACGUGUCUUGA